AUGGAGUGGACAUGUGUAGAUGAAUAUGAGAAGCUUCUCUUUCGAAUGUCUACCCCAAGGGUCAUGAUCGACAAUGCCAGUUGUGCAGACGCGACCAUAGUCAUGAUUGAUAGUGCUAGAAAACAUGGGAUUCUUCUUGAAGCUGUUCAAGUUCUUACUGAUUUGAACCUUUCAAUUAAGAAAGCUUACAUUUCUUCUGAUGGUCGGUGGUUCAUGGACGUUUUUCAUGUGACUGAUUUGGAAGGAAACAAAUUAACUGACGAAAGUGUCCUCAAUUACAUUGAACAGUCUCUUGGGACAAUUCAUUAUGGUAGAUCGAAAAGCUUCGAGGGACUUACAGCAUUAGAGUUGACAGGUACUGAUCGAGUUGGCCUUCUGUCCGAGGUUUUUGCAGUGCUAUCGAAUUUACAGUGCAAUGUUGUUGAAGCUAAAAUGUGGACACACAAUGGUCGGAUAGCAUCCUUAAUUUAUGUUAAGGACAAUGAUUCUGGAUCCCCGAUUGAGGAUUCAAAGAAAAUUGAUAGAAUCGAGGCCAUGUUAAGGAAUGUUCUCAAGGGCGACAAUGAUAUCCGUAGUGCCAAAACAUCAGUUUCCUUGGCUGUUACACAUACAGAAAGGAGGCUUCAUCAGAUGAUGUUUGCUGAUCGUGAUUACGAGAGGAAGCCGUGUAGCACAACUCGCGAUGAGUCCCUGGUUGUAGCAGUACAAAAUUGUUUGGAAAAGGGUUAUUCUGUUGUGAAUAUUCAGUGUAAGGACCGGACGAAGCUUCUGUUUGACGUCGUUUGCACAUUGACGGACAUGCAGUAUGUUGUUUUCCAUGCUACGAUUAACACGGCUGGAGACAGAGCCUCCCUGGAAUUUUUCAUUAGGCACAUGGAUGGAACUCCGAUUAGUUCAGAAGCUGAAAAGCAACGUGUGAUCCUAUGCUUGCAAGCUGCAAUCGAGAGGAGGACAUCACAGGGUGUAAGGCUUGAACUUUGUACCGAGGAUAGACUUGGGCUAUUGGCUGAUGUGACACGAACCUUCCGCGAAAACGGCCUAAAUGUGACAAGGGCUGAGAUAUCGACAACAUUGGAUAGGGCUUUGAACGUGUUUUACGUCACGGAUGCACUUGGGAAUCAAGUUGAUUCAAAGAUCAUCGAAUCUGUUCGACAAAAGAUUGGGUUGAGUAAAUUGAAAGUGAAGGAAUUGCCCUUGAUCUAUCAUCAAAAGGCAGAACGGGAGGAGGCUACGAUGGGGGCUGGUGGGACCAUGUUGUUAUCACUUGGAAGCCUCGUGAGAAGGAAUCUAUACAACUUGGGAUUGAUCAAAUCUUAUUCUUGA
Fraxinus pennsylvanica is the source of this 1323-nucleotide messenger RNA. Lineage: Eukaryota; Viridiplantae; Streptophyta; Magnoliopsida; Lamiales; Oleaceae. The record is from the annotation of a GenBank genome assembly.